Molecule: messenger RNA, 690 nt
Organism: Spinacia oleracea (spinach)
Lineage: Eukaryota; Viridiplantae; Streptophyta; Magnoliopsida; Caryophyllales; Amaranthaceae
Product: protein FAR1-RELATED SEQUENCE 5-like
Exons: 3
Coding region: 1-690 (229 amino acids)
Source: RefSeq, a predicted model, not a curated record
AUGACAGAACCUAAAAAAGAAGCUAUUGAGGCAAUGUCAGAAUGUGGUCUAAGACCAAUGGAGUCUUAUAGGUAUAUGUCAACAGAAACUGGCGGAGACGACUGUGUUGGUCAUACGAUGAUUGAUCAUCUAAACUACUGCUACAAGUUAAAAAUGAAGCAAGUUGAUGGCAAGGAUUCACAAACACUAGUGAACAAACUGUAUGACAUACAAUCAAUAGAUCCCGAGUUCUUUUUCAGAGUAAGACUCAAUGCUGAAGGAAAAGUUGAGUGCCUAUUUUGGAGGGAUUCUAUGAUGAGAGAAGAUUACAAAAUAUAUGGAGAUGUUCUAGUUUUUGAUACUACAUUUAGAACCAAUAAGUACAAUCUCAUAUGUGCUCCAUUUGUUGGUAUAAAUAACCAUUGGAAAAACACAAUAUACUAUAACUUAAUUUUGAAAGGGCAUAAGAUAGCAAAGGCCAGAAAAUUUAUCGAGGAGAAGUUUAAAACGGAUAAUAAAGCAGUUGAUGAAAUCAUAAAAAAGGAAGAAGAAAGGAAGGCAAAAGAAGAAGUUGCAAAGAUAGCAGAACAAGAAAAGGCAAAAGCUGAAGCACAACGACAAACACAAGACGAAGAAUCAACUAAUUCUGAAAUAACAAUUGUGCUUGAUCCUGAUCGUGCUAAUACUAAAGGAAAGAUUUUGACAAUAUAG